Molecule: messenger RNA, 766 nt
Organism: Aspergillus homomorphus CBS 101889
Lineage: Eukaryota; Fungi; Ascomycota; Eurotiomycetes; Eurotiales; Aspergillaceae
Product: 60S ribosomal protein eL37
Exons: 5
Coding region: 74-355 (93 amino acids)
Biological process (GO): translation
Cellular component (GO): cytosolic large ribosomal subunit; ribosome
Molecular function (GO): RNA binding; structural constituent of ribosome
Source: RefSeq, a predicted model, not a curated record
CUUUCGAUACGCCCAGUGACGACGACAACGACAACCAGCCCUUCAACGGAAUCGCCAGUUCCCCUAAUUCAAGAUGACGAAGGGUACCUCCAGCUUUGGCAAGCGCCACAACAAGACUCACACCCUCUGCAGGCGUUGUGGCAAACGCUCCUUCCACAUCCAGAAGUCGACUUGUGCCAACUGCGGUUACCCCUCCGCUAAGACUCGCAAGUUCAACUGGAGCGAGAAGGCCAAGCGCAGAAAGACCACCGGUUCCGGCAGAAUGCGCCACCUCAAGGAGGUCCACCGCCGCUUCCACAACGGCUUCCAGACCGGUGUCCCCAAGGGUGCCCGCGGCGCUCAGAGCAGCAACUAAGUUUAAUCGUUCCGACGUCGCGAUUUCGUUUCUCGGAAGCUGGAGAGGGCUGGUAUGACAAGGCCGAGCAUAUGAAUUGAAACCGGUUUCAGUGCAAGGCGAAAAAAAAGGACGCUUUCCCUGUGGGAGUUGGUGUUGGGACGGUCUUUUUCAUUUUUUUGCCGUCAUAGCAUUUCUAUUCUAGAGAAAGAGAGAAAAAUGGCACAUAUUGACGACAAAUGAAAAGACGGAACCCUUCUUGUCCGUGGGGUUUUGGUGUUGUUCACGAUGCAAAGAAAAAAAGGGAAAGCAAUGCAUGAAUCUCCUUGACUUGUUUAUGGCUGGCGGAUAUCCCUUGUCGAGACAGACGCAGGGUUUGAGAUAUUCAUUCAAUGUGAUCUGUCUACUUGAAUUCAAAAGCCAAUCUCCGGA